Molecule: messenger RNA, 1794 nt
Organism: Drosophila willistoni
Lineage: Eukaryota; Metazoa; Arthropoda; Insecta; Diptera; Drosophilidae
Gene: puml
Product: (Lyso)-N-acylphosphatidylethanolamine lipase
Exons: 2
Coding region: 314-1696 (460 amino acids)
Cellular component (GO): lipid droplet
Source: RefSeq, a predicted model, not a curated record
AGAAUAAUAGAUAACAUAAACAGCAAGACGGCAGCGGAACGCAUAGAAAUUAAAAAUAUUGAAAGUCAUCACAACUAAACAUAAAUUCCAAACAAAAAAUUCAUAAAAAAGGGUUGGCAGUGUUAGUCAUAGCCUAAUAGUUUUAUAUUUAACCAGGAGCAAGAACAUUCAAAGAACCAGAAUACGCUCACCUCUUCGUUGCUCUCACCAUCUCAGUGGUCUCUCAUUUUGGUUCGUUGACAAAUUUGUUUUUAGUUAAAUUUGGUUCGGAAAAACAAAAAAAAAAAUAAAAAAAAAUUUUACAUUGAGAAAAAUGAGCAGCACGCUGGCAUUGUCCCAGCAUAAAGAUGAGGCAGCAGCUCCGCUGCCGACGCCGCCAACGCUGUCAGUUUCAGGUGGUUCAGUCACGGGAAUGGAUCUAGAGGAUCCUCGAAAUAACGGUUUUUGGCUGUGGAAAUGGUUGUGUAACUGGACAUCCACCUCACCCAUCAUGCUAAGAAAUGUGGAAAAGAAGAUUUUGUCCUAUCUAAAGUUACCGUAUCGCGGUUUCUUUGUGGACAUUGGGCCAGCUGUGGGUGAAGCGGACAAAGUAUGGACCAUUAGCAUGAAUACGGAGUCGCCGGAAGUUCCACUAGUGCUGCUCCAUGGCCUCGGCGCCGGCAUUGCGCUGUGGGUAAUGAAUCUGGACUCUUUUGCCAAGGAACGACCCGUCUAUGCAAUGGAUAUAUUGGGUUUUGGUCGCAGUUCCCGGCCGUAUUUUGCCAAAGAGGCCUUAAUCUGCGAAAAACAAUUUGUGAAAUCUGUGGAAGAGUGGCGCAAAGAAAUGAAUAUCAAUGAUAUGAUAUUGCUGGGUCAUUCCAUGGGCGGUUUCAUUGCAUCCAGCUAUGCGUUGAGCUAUCCGGAGCGAGUGAAACAUCUGAUAUUGGCUGAUCCUUGGGGUUUUCCAGAGAAACCAACGGAUUCAUCGAAUGGAAAACAGAUUCCCCUGUGGGUGCGAGCCAUAGCCAGGGUAUUAACGCCCUUAAAUCCAUUAUGGGCCCUGCGUGCUGCCGGACCAUUUGGCCAGUGGGUGGUGCAGAAAUCGAGACCAGAUAUAAUGCGUAAAUUCCAGAAUACCAUCGAGGAUGAUAUCAACCUGCUACCACAAUAUAUCCAUCAGUGUAAUGCUCAGUCACCGAGCGGAGAGUCUGCAUUCCACUCCAUGAUGCAAUCAUUUGGAUGGGCCAAAAAUCCCAUGAUUCAUCGCAUCAAAGAUGUACGCGCCGAUAUACCAAUUACCUUUAUCUAUGGCUCCCGUUCCUGGAUAGACUCCUCGUCGGGUGACGUAAUCAAAUCCCAAAGAGGCAGUCACAUGGUUGACUUAAAAAUCGUUACCGGCGCCGGCCAUCAUGUCUACGCGGAUAAACCAGAUGUCUUCAAUCGCUAUGUAAAUGAGACAUGUAAUUUGUACAAGGGGAAGGAAAUUAAAUCGAGUCCUGCAACGAUACCGUUAGUCCUGCCCCAGCGUUUGAUACGUGAGGCCACCGAAUCUGAUGAGGAUGAGGUGGAUCGGGAACCAAAUCCAAGUACAGCUGCCGAAGGCAUCGAAAUAGCAACCACCACCACCGACACCAGCAGUACCAGCAGCAGGAGAGGAUCAGCAGCUACAACCCAGGCUGAAGCAGCUGAUCUGGAUGCCAAUGUCAAGCCGAAAUGAGGAAGUCCGAUUAGUAGUGUCUUUGAACUAGUAUUAAAUGGUUUUCUUAUCUGUAAUAGAAUUAUAAUAAUAAUAAAAAAAAAAAAACAACAAAAAGU